UCUGGCUUCAACAUUUUUAUGAGCAUCAUUUAUUUAACAGAAAAGAUCAUCUAUAACCCUUUUUGGUUUCAACAGCAGUGUCUGAUUAACAGUAGCAAAUUCUCUACUUAUCAUUUUUCCCGAACCUAAACCCCACUACCCUGAUGCUUAACUGGCUGAAAAUCUUUGGUGAUAAUCACUAGAAGAAUCACCAAAAAGGGGAGCCUCUCUGGAGCUACCUUGUGUGCUAACCUGGCGCAGGCACUAGGACCGCCCAGGAGCCGAUAGGCAGCCACGCUUUACAGCCUGUCAGAGGGACUGAGCCGCCUUUGCCGUUACACAGGAAGAGAGCAGGCAGCAUCAGUAUCGGCUCAGCAUCCUCCCCCUUCUGUUCGAUUAGAAGCUGAUGGAAGCAACAGUGCCAUAAAGAAAUGGGAUAGAUAUUUCCAGAGGCUGCAGUCUGGAGGCAUUUGGAGGUGCUGGAGUGCAGUGGUGCGAUCUUCCCUUACUGCAACGUCUGCCUCCCGGGUUCAAGCGGUUCUUCUGCCUCAGCCUCCCAAGUAGCUGGGACAACAGACCGACCAAGACCAUCACUAUGACCGAUGGAGACUAUGACUAUCUGAUCAAACUCCUGGCCCUCGGAGAUUCAGGGGUGGGGAAGACAACAUUUCUUUACAGAUACACAGACAAUAAAUUCAAUCCCAAAUUCAUCACUACAGUAGGAAUAGACUUUCGGGAAAAACGUGUGGUUUAUAAUACACAAGGACCAAAUGGAUCUUCAGGGAAAGCAUUUAAAGUGCAUCUUCAGCUUUGGGACACUGCAGGACAAGAGCGGUUCCGGAGUCUCACCACUGCAUUUUUCAGAGACGCCAUGGGCUUCUUAUUAAUGUUUGACCUCACCAGUCAACAGAGCUUCUUAAAUGUCAGAAACUGGAUGAGCCAACUGCAAGCAAAUGCUUAUUGUGAAAACCCAGAUAUAGUGUUAAUUGGCAACAAAGCAGAUCUACCAGACCAGAGGGAAGUCAAUGAACGGCAAGCUCGGGAACUGGCUGACAAAUACAGCAUACCAUAUUUUGAAACAAGUGCAGCAACUGGACAGAAUGUGGAGAAAGCUGUAGAAACCCUUUUGGACUUAAUCAUGAAGCGAAUGGACCAGUGUGUGGAGAAGACACAAAUCCCCGAUGCUGUCAAUGGUGGAAGUUCUGGAAAGCUGGAUGGGGAAAAGCCACCAGAGAAGAAAUGUGCCUGCUAGACUCCACAUAGAAACUGAUUGUCAAGAACCCCACCCAAAUAUGACCUUUAAAAACAAUGACAAACCACGCAAUUGUUGUUGAGUAAACUAUACACAAUGUCAUGUCUUUCUUUUUUCUGCCAAAAAAUCUACUUUAAGAAACCAGAAUAGUCAACAGUGUUGAAAAGAAUUGACUAGUUAUCCCUGAGGCCCUUUCAGACAAGAUGAAAGAUUUCCCAAUGUGGUUUCAUUAUCAUGGAUAUUCAAUUUAUUUUUGUUAUAGAGAAAAUGAGUAUAUAAGACAAUAUAAAAGAACCAUCAGUGAGUUUUAAAUGAGAACAAGUUACCUAUCACAUUGAAGAAAAGGGUGGGCUACUAAAGGGAGAACACAGGAAGAAGAAUUUCAAAAGAUUGGAUUUACUUAUUGUAUUGAAUCAGAUGGAUAAUUUUAGUUUGCAUUGGGGAAAAUGUACUAGCUAAAAAUGGAUACACAAUGAAGAAUUCUAUUUGGCGCAUUAUGAAUGACAUUACUAUGUAUACCCAAAAAGCUGUACUAGAAUGACUAAAUUACUGAUAAGGUUACAAAUAGGUAAAUGUCACACUUCUGCUAAAAUGCAGGAGAUAGUGUCAUAAUGCCAUCUUUAUAUUCUUAAUAAAUAGCAUGUCGACAAGAACAGGACUGUAAAUGACAAAGUACAAGACAAAUACCCUGGGAAAAAAAUGAAAGUAUGAGAGGUUGGCAUUUGUACAGCUGAAAUUAAUUGUAUCUGUUAAAGAUGUCUGGAAGGGUUACUUAGCCAAAUUUCACUCACGCCAAUUAGGAGCUGACAUUAUCAGUUGGGAUUAAGAGAACUCCAGAGGUUUCCAUUUUAAACAAAAGUUUAGAAAUCAAUUUGGUGUUCAGCUUCACAUUUCAUGUUUUCUUAGCACAUGUUGAUAAAAUAGUCACAAGGAGAAAUUAACAGUUAUGGUUUAUUAAAUCUCUUUUAAAAUGCAGUCAAGGAAAACUAGCCCUGAAUUUUUUUAGAUGAAAUAUGCUGGUGAUAUGAAGCAAAAAGUGACAAUUAUUUCAGGUUUCCUUGUAGUUUAAAAAAGCACUAGAAACUCUAAAUCACAUUUCUUCCCUCCAAACCCCACCCAUUCCUGGCUUUCAACCAAUUGCAGAAAUGCAGGUGUGCUAUUUUUGUUGAUCAGUAACUUUGGAACAAUGAUGGAUCAAUUCUGUGGUCACUCUGCAUUUUCAUGUCAUUAAUCACAUAAAAAAUGAUAAUACCUCAUUCUGUAUCAUAAUAUGAUUUUAUUUUGCCAAAGGCAAAACACCUAUAGUUGAGCCGUAUUUGGGGGUUUGGGUGAGGAAGGACCUAUAUCUUAUCUCACCAAAAAAUUGGUCAGUAUUUUUUAAUGUAAAGCUGCCUUUUCUUUCUAAGAAAUAAUAACAAAGUUGUUUUUCAUCGGCCUAGUCUGUCCUUGUGCCUAAUCUAACAUUAUAUUAAUUUUUUAUCUUAGUUUCUGAUAAAUACAAGCCAUUUCUAUCAAAUAUUAUUUAUUUCAGUCAAUUUUACCAAUAACAGAGACAAUGUAUUUUCAUUUUUUUUAUUAUGAGCAUAUGAUUUUUUGACAGGCUGUUUCCUCAUCCUAUAAUUUUUUUCCAAUCAAACCUUUUUUUUCAUACUCUGUACAUAUUUUUUUGUUACACACAUUGAAGACUCUAAAACUCCCAAUCCGUCAUUUAAGUUCCCUCUACCAACUUCUAUCUGGUAUUGAAUCAGUUUCAGAAACACAGGUCCAAGGAAAUGUCUCUUUAUAAGGUUCUUAGGAUGGACUAGACACAUAAAUGUGCCAUGAAUCCAAAUAUGAAUAAUUUGGAAGCUUUUAUGCUAUUAACCCCCAAUGAAAUUCUCAGCAUUAACUGCCCAGCUCCUCUGAUUUCUGCAGCGUCAUGGCAGGUCCUAAGACGGAUCGUGGUUGGGUAUUCCCUCUCAUGGUGUUUCCUCUGAGAUGCUCUUCGUUAUCUCAAUGCCUGUGCCAUGAAGAUAGAAAACUAACAUUUAAGAUGUUUCUUCUGGAAGGAAAGUGAGCAGAAACAAGUGAUAUUGCCAUUGCUGUGGCAAAAUUUGCCGAACUUCUGUGGUCAUUAUUAUCAAUUACUUCUUUGGAUUUAAAAUGUAAUGUCCCCUGCAAUUCCUUAAUAGGGAAUGUGAAGCCUUUAUAAAACCCCGAAAGUAUUCUAUUUUGAUAUGUCUUUUUGUUUCUAUUCAUUUUCAGUUACAUGAUUGAUUUACUUACGCUAAGAUUCUGUCAUUGUCAGUUAUUUAAUGAGUGUUUUUUUCAGGGUCUGUUUUAAGAUCAUUAUUUGAUAGCUGUAGCGUGAAGCAGAGGCUGAUGAUGCCCAUACUUAUGGAAAUAUUUCUAUAAAAAUAACAAUUAGUGGAUAAUUUCAAGAGGAAUGAAAAGUGACAAACUGAUUUAAAAUAUUCUAUUUAUAAAUAAAUGUUUGAUCUAAAAAAUUUUCUCCAUAAAAUUUGACAUCUGACCCCAUAUUUUAUGUAACAAUUAUUAGAAAUUCAUUCUCAUUAUUUCAUGAUUGAUAGUAUUGUAUAAUUCAUUUUACAAUUUCAAAUUGAUCUGGUGCCAUAAAGUAUACAGACUACUUUAAAGAUUUCUGUAUGCCCUUUACCCCAUAAUAGCAUGUAUUUAUAGCCAACAUAUAUCCUGUUUUUAAGUAUCUCCCAAUGCUUUAGUAAAACAUAUUGUAUUUAGGAGAAAUGUUCAAAAUGUACAUGAAACUCCUUUCUGAUAUAGAAAUCAUUUCUGGAGUAUUUACACUGGUUUGAUGUUUACUUUGCCCUAACUCAGUGCCUCAGAUACAUCUGUGACCAAAUUUGUUCCCAACCACAUACAUAGCUCAUUUUCUAUAAUGUUAUAUCAUAGGAAGCCCUCACAGAGACACUACCACAGCUAAAGAUCUUCUGAUAUUUUCAGCAAGAAAUGCAAAGACUUUAUUCGAAUCUGGGGAGCAUAACCACCUUCUCUUGGUCUCCUUGCUUACUUCUUAUGGAGUUGGCACACCUGAGACUCUUCGCUGUGAUUAGGUACAAACUUACCUUUUAGGGUAGAAAAAGAAAGAUCCUUUGAAAAAAUGUAUCAGAAAUAGUCCAGAGAACAUAUUUGUCUUGGUCUGAUGAUGACAAGACGUCAAGGGUUGACAGAGAAACUACUAAAUCCCAAGAGUUGAGCCUGUGGGUCUCUCCGUAAGAGUUUUAAAACUCUUGGCCAGGCACGAUGGCUCAUGCCUGUAAUGCCAGCAUUUUGGGAGGCUAAGGUGGGUGGAUCACUUGAGUUCAGGAGUUCGACAUCAGCCUGGCCAACAUGGUGAAAUUCUGUAUCUACUAAAAAUACAAAAAUUAACCAGGUGUGGUAGUGGGCACCUGUAAUCCCAGCUACUUGGGAGACUGAGGCAGGAGAAUUACUUGAACCCAGGAGGCAGAGGUUGCAGUGAGCUGAGAUCUCACCACUGGACUCCAGCCUGGGUGACAGAGUGAGACUCUGUCUCAAAACAAACAAAACUCUUGCAAAUUACCACUUUAUCCAAUUUGCUGUCAUUUUCAUAUUAUCAGCUAUCACCGUGCAAAAUAUUCAAACCAGCAAUUUCUAAAGUAAAUAUUUUAUCUGUUAUUUUUAACCAAAUAGGUGUCUUUGUCAUGCUUCUAUUAUAAAUUGUUCUUUGCCAACCUGUACAGGCAAGAGUUUUAAUCAGCCCUUUCUUAUCCCCUUUGUAAGAAAGAGAAGCUUGACAUGACUACAUUAAAAAUAAUUUAAUAGUCACAAUAUGACAUUCUUUAAGCUGUAAAUUAAGUACACUGGGAAUCAACAAAUUUGAUGAAGCCCGUAUAUCUCUUCACCAGUGGAGUGAGUGCAGCAGUUAGAAAGAGAAGCAAUAUUGUCGGUGCAGUGGUUAGUUAAGCAUAGUAUAUAACCUUGUGUUCAUGAAACAGGUUGUUCUUUGUUCUGCAUCUCUCUUCACUUAAAAAAAGGCACAUUAUUCUUUCCUUCUUAUGUAUUACACCAAACAUUUGAGAGAAAAAUCCUCAUUCAUAAAGGAUUUGGGAUCUAUAACACUUAAUUAUAAAGAAAUAAUAUUCCAAGUCUUUGGCUUCCUAAGAUAUAUAACAACUGUUUAUAAAGAAGAUCUGAGAGCUGGUAUUUGCCAAAGUGAUAGAAUAGUUGUCUUUGCCGCUCUACUACCAAGCUUUAAGACAUUAAAAGCACUCUAGUGUAUUUGAAUAUUUUAGAGAAAGCUUUAUCAUUUUUUAAGAUGCCAAGAUGCUGCCUCUAUUUGCAAAAGUUGUCUGAGAAUUCACCAUAAACUAUAUUUUCUUCUUGAUCUUUGACCAAGGUGAUGUCAGCUUAUUUCUGGGAAAGGUGCUGAGUUCUUAUACAUGAAAAUGGAUAUAGACUAUUAUCUGAGAUGAGUGUCAUUUCAAUGCUUUAUAAAUCCACAAAGCUACUUGUCUCAUAAAGUAGAACUGAUACAAUUUGUGGUUGGAUAUAUAGAGAAUUUUACAAAUUUAUUGCCUUGAAUUUCUGGGUGGAGACCCAACUACAAUGAUAUUGUCAAGCAAGAACUAUUUUAAACACAAUUAGAGUUAAAAGAUAUUUAAAUUGUUCUCUCAAAUACAGCAGAACCUGGAGAAGGUCAUACGUUGAAGGUCGAUUUUGAGUCUGAAUAAAGAAAGACCUAGUAACAGAUAAUUUUUUUGUAACCAGAUUCAUAGAAAAUAUGUAUUUUCUUCUACCAAGUAGAGGUUUAUGCUCUUAGAACUAAAUUAGUAAAAAAUCUGAACAAAAAAAAUUUCUUCAUUAGCAUAAAAAUUUGGGACACUUGGAGACAUUUUGUUUUCUGCAUAUAAAUAUAAUUUGUCCAUAAAUUAUAUUUAUGAAAAUAUUAUAAAUUCAAAGCACUUUGAUUAAUUUUUCAGGGAGUACUAUCACAAAGAUGCUUUCCUGCAGUUCCUUGUAUCAACAAUCUAUGGUUGAGAUGUUUUCUCAUUUCCUAUAUAGAGAGAAUAUCACUAACAAACAAGCAAAAACAUUAGUACCAAAAUAGUAGAACUAUUUUGUCAUCUUCUGAGAAAAAAUAUAUACAAAGAAAUCAUCUUUUCAUUGAAUGGGUUCCCUCGUUCCUUUUCAGCAGGUUGUGGAAGUAAUGGCUUACAUCCCUCAGCUGACUUUAUCUACAGAAUUAUUAGCAAAUUCUGUAGGAGCAAGCAUGUCUGACCUUAACCUAAUAAAUUCCUUAUUUAAUCAGUGGCUUCUGUUUUUAUGUCUGUUGGCACAUCAAAAUGGUUUCUGUUCUCAGAAAAGUAGUAACAUAUAUUUAUCUUUAUUCUUUUCCCAGGUGAUUUAUUUUUCAAAUACUCUUUGAGAAAAGACCUAGUAUUUUAGAAAGGAAAGGGGCCAGAAAGAACAACUUGGAGACCAUGAAAUAUCUUAGUGAUUUAUCCUCACAUAAGGCUUAUAAACCCUGUAAGUGUUUCUAUGUGCCUCACAGGUUCAUGUCUGGCUCAAAGGAGAAAUGUGUAAGAAAGUGGUUUGUAAAUUAUGUUCCAUUUUGUAAAUAGACACUAUUUACAAACUAAAAUCUAAUUUUAAAAAACCGCAGUUGUAAUUUAAACUGCUUUUUGUGAAAAAAGGUAUCAGAGCAGGGAAAACACACUAAUUUUUGUACAGUAGAGGUAUUGGAAAUUACAAAUGGGCAGGCAACUUCAAGCCAUUGUAUUUGAUUGAAAAUGUUUAUUACAUCUCAUUAUUGACAAAAUAUGUAUGUCAUCUUGUAUUUCUUCCAAGGAAACCAAUGACAUUCUAGGUAGUAUAUUACAAAUUGGUCAAAAUCUUCCAUAUACAAAUAGGACUUUUUCUGUGUCCAUAGCCUUGUAAGAGAUACUGAUUGUAUCUGAAAAUAUUUUUUUAAAAAAUUAUCCUGAUUUAGUGUGUUAAAUGUAAAGAAUGUUCUAAUAUAACACUGAAGUGCUUCAUUGUAUCCCAAGAGUUUUCCUUCAAGUAAUAUUAUCCUUAUUUUUAGGCUAAGCACGUUUGAUUAUUUUGUCUGUCUCCUAUACACACCUGAUUUGCCUAGUGCUAUGAAUGUAACUUAAAACUAUAAACAUGGAUUUUUUAUUAUAUAUUCCCAUUAAUAGACUGUGGUUCCUGAUGCACACUGUUAGGUCAUUAUUUUGUUGUACCAAAGUUCUAGUGGCUUCAGAAAUCAUAGCAUCCAAUGACGUCAUGGUGUCUGGGUUUGAAUACUCUGGUUACGAAUUGUAUUCAAUGAUUGUUUCUGCACACUUUUCAAAUAAAAAAAUGCAUUUUUAUCAAUUA
Callithrix jacchus (white-tufted-ear marmoset) is the source of this 7588-nucleotide messenger RNA. RefSeq names its product RAB27B, member RAS oncogene family (gene RAB27B). The record is from RefSeq and is a predicted model, not a curated record. Gene Ontology annotation, molecular function: GTP binding; GTPase activity. Lineage: Eukaryota; Metazoa; Chordata; Mammalia; Primates; Cebidae.